Mercenaria mercenaria is the source of this 1094-nucleotide messenger RNA. RefSeq lists its product as uncharacterized. The record is from RefSeq and is a predicted model, not a curated record. NCBI's taxonomy places the organism in Eukaryota, Metazoa, Mollusca, Bivalvia, Venerida, Veneridae. Bases 109 to 576 code for a protein of 155 amino acids. The transcript has 4 exons.
UAAUUUAGUCUAAAUACUGGCUUUAUCAUAUUCAUACGUAAAAACACCUUAUUUGAUAGAAUUGUUGUGUCAGUUUACCACACAAAAAGGAUAAAAUUGUAUUGAUAUAUGGAUGCAACAAUUCAAAUGAUAUACACCAGUUUACUGGUGAUAAUUUUAUUCGUUCAAGAUGUAUAUACAAAGACGUAUUGUUCAUUGUGGAAAUCAUGCAGUGACGGCUACUACUGUUGUAACAACGACACUGCAUGCUGUUCAGCAGGUGUUUUGGCUGUGUGGGCAAUUGUGUGUAUAGUUAUUGGAUCGAUCCUGUUUAUCAGUUGUUGUAUUGCUGUGAUAUGCUGCCUUGUCAAGCAAAAUAAUCGUCCUGGACAUGUGGUACAAACAGUACAGCAACCUGGAGUCGCUGUUAUAACAGCCGGGCAACAAGGUCAGCCAGGAUAUGGCCAGCCCAUGUACGGACAACCCAUGUACGGCCAGCAACCUUAUGGACAACAGCCGUAUGGUGUCCAGCAACCAGCGGGAUCUAGCGGUCCAGCGUAUCCUCCCCCAGCAUAUCCUCCUCCGCCUGAGAAGUAGUGGUGUUGUGAUCCUCAGAUCGUUUAUUGUGAUAAAAAGGAACAAACUAACAACUUAAAAAGUUACAUAUUCUUACACUAGAGUGGUUGUGAUUUUAUACCUGUACGGAAUCUGCUACAUUUUUCGUGCUAGUAGGAUUUCUUUCUUUCUUUCAAAAGAGCUCGAAGUUUCAAACUUUGGAACAAUAAAGUUACAAUUUAGACGUACACAUUCUAAAUUUACUUAUAAAACCUAACAUCUAAAGUCUUAAACGUGUAUAUGUAUGUUAUGCGAGGAAAUCCAGAUAAAUUUACCAGACACACAUUUCAGCACACGCUUGUUGUUUUGAUAUGGUACGCUUACAUGUACAUGUAUGAAAUUGCAUUAUGAGUGAGUUUUUUUACCAACUUCUGUCACAUGAUCUUCAUUUUAUGUCUUCAUUACCUUUUAUCAUAAUAAGAUUCAUUUUCCUUCUUCUUUGUUGCCUUUUGUCAUUAUCACUUUGAUAUGAUAUAAAUAAAAAAAAUGUCAAAGUUCUU